Molecule: messenger RNA, 384 nt
Organism: Cololabis saira (Pacific saury)
Lineage: Eukaryota; Metazoa; Chordata; Actinopteri; Beloniformes; Belonidae
Product: ATPase family AAA domain-containing protein 2-like
Exons: 4
Coding region: 1-354 (117 amino acids)
Source: RefSeq, a predicted model, not a curated record
AUGCCUGCAGCGUUAUCAUGUGGCGAGGCCACUGACGUCUGCAGCUCGACCGUCUCCGGUAACAGUCCUGAAGCUCGGCAGCUGCACAACAGAGCCGCUCUGGAGCCAAUGCAGCUGGAGUGUCAGGAGGUCCCUGAUGAUGAGCCUUCAUCGCUGACAGUGGACCACAACAAACUCAAGGAUCUGUUGAACAGUGCUGUGGCCAAAACACAGGAUUGUGAAGUGGAGUCGGUGGAGAUGCUCUACGCUCUGCUGGCUCAGUGCAUCUUCAGGCACCGAGACAACCCCGACAAGACGGAGCUGGUUCAGGAAAUGGAGGCCCAAGUUGACAGCUUCACAUCAAUGCUGACAUAAACUUUCUGUGCAUUCAAACAUUAUGUGGUG